AUGCCGCUUACUGUUGGAAUUGCCGGCAUUACUGGCAAGUUUGCACGUCUGGUCCUGAAAAAUUUGUGCCGCUCCUCGGGCGUGCAGAUUCGUGGAUUCUGUCGCAACCCCUCGAAGCUGCCAGCCAAGUUCCGUGACUCCCCUGAUGUCACCAUCGUACAAGGUUCCUCGGAUGAUGUGGACGUCCUGCGCAUCUUUGUCCGAGGCUGCGAUGUCGUGAUCUGCUGCUACCUUGGCGAUAACACUCUAAUGACAGAGGGCCAGAAGCUGCUCGUUGACGCAUGUGACGCAGAAAAGGUCGAUCGUUACAUUGCUAGCGACUACUCUCUCGACUUCACCAAGCUUGAAUAUGGUCAGCUCCCCGCUAAGGAUCCGAUGAAGCACGUAAAGGACCAUCUAGACUCUAAGAAACAUGUCGAGGGUGUUCAUGUCUUGAUUGGCGCCUUCAUGGAAACCUUCUGGAGUGGCUAUUUCAAUGUCUGGCAUCCGGAAGAGUGCAAGUUGUCGUUCUAUGGGAAUGCGGCGGAAUAUGUCGCUGCCGUGGCAAGAGAUCCGAGUGCCACUGGCUUGCAGCACUUCCUUGGCGACCGCAGAUCAAUUCAUGGAAUUGCGGAUGAUUUCGCCCAGGUUUAUGGGAAGAAGCCGCAACUCGAGCGCUUGGGUUCUCUAGACGAUCUUUAUAAGGCAAUGCAGGCAACCUUCAACAAAGACCCAUCGAACAUCUUUGCCUACCUUGCAAUGUUCUAUCAGUACUACUGCACGAACGGGCAAGCUUAUUUGAAGCCCGAAUUAGACAACCGCAAGUACCCAGAGAUUACUCCAGUCACUUUCAAGAAGUUCCUGCAGGACCAUAAGAUGGAAGAGCUGAGCGAUUCGUAUCAGAAUGCUGGGUCAGAUGUGUGA
Messenger RNA from Aspergillus campestris IBT 28561, 903 nucleotides. Its product is annotated as NmrA-like family protein. Bases 1 to 903 code for a protein of 300 amino acids. Lineage: Eukaryota; Fungi; Ascomycota; Eurotiomycetes; Eurotiales; Aspergillaceae. The record is from RefSeq and is a predicted model, not a curated record. The transcript has 4 exons.